Messenger RNA from Aspergillus alliaceus, 1977 nucleotides. RefSeq names its product 3-oxoacid CoA-transferase. The record is from RefSeq and is a predicted model, not a curated record. NCBI's taxonomy places the organism in Eukaryota, Fungi, Ascomycota, Eurotiomycetes, Eurotiales, Aspergillaceae. Gene Ontology annotation, biological process: ketone body catabolic process. The coding region runs from base 245 to 1801 and encodes 518 amino acids. Gene Ontology annotation, molecular function: succinyl-CoA:3-oxo-acid CoA-transferase activity. The transcript has 3 exons.
GGGGUACUACGCUGCCGUCACUGGUGCCUUUCCGCACCUCCGCAGCAAGCCGCCCUAAAUAUCCGACGACAGCAUAUAUCUCAGCCUACUCGCCGUCUUUAGUCCGUGGGCGUAACUGGCCAUAUUCUUUCACUCUCAGUGUCUCUGCAAAUUCUCGCAAAGAGACUGAUAUCCGAGCCCAUCUGUUGAACGGGUGAUCUCUGCGCAAUCCCUUGAUCUAACCCCGCUAGGCUCUAAAUUCGCCAUGCCUUCACAAAUAGCUACGUGUUUGCGCCUGGCGCGGCAAUUUUCUGCUGAUCCAAGCAAGCAUCAGCGAUUCCUGGCACGCGCUUUCUCAAGCAGCAUCCGCCGCCCCGAAAUCAACAAGGUCGUUUCAUCUGCAGAUCUAGCAAUUAAGGACUUGAAAUCGAACUCGACCGUGUUGGCAGGUGGUUUUGGUCUUUGCGGUGUACCUGAUACUUUAAUCAAUGCGGUGCGAGCAAAUCCUUCCAUCACCGGAUUGACGGUAGUCAGCAACAAUGCCGGUGUUGAUGGAGCAGGCCUUGGCCUGCUUCUCCAAUCCAAACAAAUUAAAAAGAUGAUCGCCAGUUACGUGGGCGAAAACAAGACCUUCGAGCGCAUGUAUCUGACGGGGGAGAUUGAGUUGGAGUUGACUCCGCAGGGCACCUUGGCCGAGCGUUGCCGAUCUGGUGGUCACGGAAUCCCAGCCUUUUAUACCCCUGCCGCUUUUGGAACAGUUGUCCAGACAGGUGAGCUGCCUGUAAAGCAUAAUGCAGAUGGCACGGUCGCUCUCCGCAGUGAACCCCGCGAUGUCAAGGUCUUUGAUGGCAAGAGUUAUGUCAUGGAAGAGUCCAUCAAAGGUGAUUAUGCCUUUGUUAAGGCUUAUAAGGCGGAUAAGCUGGGAAACUGCCAGUUCCGCUAUGCAGCUCAGAACUUCAACGGUGCCAUGGGCCGUAAUGCUAAGAUGACAAUUGUUGAGGCUGAGCAUAUCGUCGAACCCGGCGAGAUUGAGCCUGCCGCUAUUCACCUGCCGGGUAUCUACGUUAAGCGCGUUAUUCAGAGCACGACACCGAAGAAUAUCGAGAAGUACACCUUUGCCAAGGAGGACGGCGAGGACUCUGCUGCCCUGGGCAAGGGCGAUACUGCCGCCAAACGUGAGCGUAUCGUCCGUCGUGCAGCUAAGGAGUUCAAAAACGGAAUGUACGCGAACCUGGGUAUUGGGAUGCCCAUGUUGGCCCCUAACUUCGUCGACCCUUCUGUGGAAGUUCAGCUCCAGUCUGAAAACGGCAUCCUAGGAUUGGGCCCCUACCCUAAGAAGGGACAAGAAGACCCGGAUCUUAUCAACGCUGGAAAAGAGACGGUGACCCUUGCACCUGGUGCGGCUUGCUUCGGCAGUGACGAGUCCUUCGGUAUGAUCCGUUCAGGAAGAAUCGAUUUGACUAUUCUGGGUGCUAUGCAGGUGAGCGCCAGAGGUGAUUUGGCCAACUGGAUGUUGCCCGGUAAGAUAAAGGGCUUUGGCGGUGCCAUGGAUCUAGUCUCCAACCCCUCCGCGACGAAGGUGGUUGUGACUAUGGAGCACACGGACAAGAAGGGCAACCCUAAGGUCGUCAAGCAGUGCGAGUUCCCCUUGACUGGAAAAACCUGUGUUAGCCGCAUCAUCACCGAGCUCUGCGUUUUCGAUGUUGACUUCACCGACGGGCUGACCCUAGUUGAGCUUGCCGAUGGCGUCACUGUUGAGGAAGUAAGGAGCAAGACGGAAGCCCCAUUCAAAGUUGCCGAUGAUGUGAAGCCCAUGUUGUAAUCAAACCCCAUUGACUCUUCAUUUGUUUAGCCGUCUGGUUUAUUACCAAUUUGCGAAAAUAAUCGGUAUUUAUGAGCGUAUAGUUUAUUGAAUCAUGUCGGGUAUGGAAGGUGCUGUAUAUACCCUUAUCUUGAGUUAUAUUUCAGAAAAAAAAGUUGAACAUAUUCCAUGACUCC